AGGCGGUUGAUCAUAGCAUUCAAGCGGACGCCAAGGCUCUUUCCAAAUCCGCUUAUGAAACAUUUUGGGUCCAGUUAUUGCUAGAAACUAUAUAUACACACAUGUACGUAUAACGCCAUAAAUCUCCUAAUUCUCCCUCAGCUCACUAAGCAUUACCGCACACACACUAACCAAUGGCGCCGAUCGCAGUAGGUGACGCCAUACCCGAUGGUACCCUUGCAUACUUCGACGAUCAGGAUCAACUCCAGAGCGUCUCCAUCCACUCCCUCGCCGCCGGCAAGAAGGUCGUCCUUUUCGCCGUUCCCGGCGCCUUCACUCCCACCUGCAGCAUGAAGCACGUGCCAGGGUUUAUUGAGAAGGCGGAUGAAUUGAAGUCGAAGGGCGUCGAAGAAAUCCUGUGCAUUAGUGUGAAUGAUCCAUUUGUGAUGAAGGCGUGGGCGAAGACUUACCCUGACAACAAGCAUGUCAAGUUCUUGGCCGAUGGCUCGGGAACUUACACUAAGGCCCUUGGCGUCGAACUUGACCUCACUGAGAAGGGGCUUGGCAUUCGGUCCAGAAGGUUCGCUCUUUUGGUUGAGGAUCUUAAGGUUAAGGCUGCGAAUAUUGAGUCGGGCGGCGAAUUCACUGUCUCCAGCGCAGAUGAUAUCCUCAAGGCUCUCUAAUUGCUCUCACUCUAAACCUUAAAGUGUAGUGCUUUCAAACUCUCUCUUGGUAUGAAAUAAGGUUAUGUUGCAUUACAGUUGUUUAGAUUACUAUGCUGCUUAUUGGAGUUAUUACAGUGUGAUCUGAUUAGCUUAAUUCAAACUGUAAGAUUACUUUGCGGUUUGUUCGAGUUAUUACAAUGUAUUUGAUCAGCUUGAUUCAAACAUUAGAUUCUAUAUAAGCCUUUCUGUCAAA
This is a messenger RNA of Salvia miltiorrhiza (redroot sage), 897 nucleotides long. Its product is annotated as peroxiredoxin-2. Gene Ontology annotation, biological process: cellular response to oxidative stress; hydrogen peroxide catabolic process; cell redox homeostasis. Bases 174 to 662 code for a protein of 162 amino acids. Lineage: Eukaryota; Viridiplantae; Streptophyta; Magnoliopsida; Lamiales; Lamiaceae. The record is from RefSeq and is a predicted model, not a curated record. Gene Ontology annotation, molecular function: thioredoxin peroxidase activity. Gene Ontology annotation, cellular component: cytoplasm. The transcript is spliced from 3 exons.